GAAUGAGUCGCAGUAGUAUCUCUUACACCGGAAUCUGGUCAUUGGGAUCGCAGAUACGCCGCAUCUGCUAAAAUACGCCUGAUCCAUUUAUGGGCCUUCUCGACCAGUUGUGGGACGACACCGUCGCUGGCCCUCGGCCGGAGAACGGUCUCAGCAAGCUUCGGAAGCAUAACACCUUCGCCGCCCGAUCUAACUCCGGCAAGGAAACGGAGGCGGGAAGCGUGAGAUCGUAUGGUGAGGAAUCGUCGGAACAAACGACGAGAGUAACACGUAGCAUCAUGAUCGUGAAACCGCCAGGGUACGAAAGUGGAUCGCCUCUGGCUUCUCCCGCCGGUUCUACCACUCCGGUGUCUCCGUUUUCCGGUAAGGAACUAGAGAUUCCUUUCGGUUUCGACGAAGGUCGGCAUCGGAUGCAUACGAGAAGAAAGGCCAAAACAAAUCAGGCCCUUCUUCUCCUUUCGAUGUGUGAGAAAUGAGCCACCACAUUUUCUCUUCUCUGGAAACUGAGGAUGUUCCCUUUUGGCCUUUGCUGUAAUAAUUUUUUGUUUAGUUUAUUUGUGUGCUUCUAUCGGUGUAAUGCAUUGGUUGAAUUGAAGUUUUGUGCUGCGGUUCACGUUAGGCAUGGCGCUUUGUUUGGUUUAUUUAGAUUUUUUUAAGUCUUAAUUAGGUGAGCCGUGUAAUAAGUUUUUUUUUUAAGGAGUGUAAUAAGUUCUAAGUAAAGAAGUCCAAAGGGUAGGAUAGCGGUGUAUCUUAUAGUAUGUAUGUGUAUAUAGAUCCUUCACUGUGCUGUUGUUUUUCAUGGUAUGUAAGUUUUCUCUUGCUGAAUAAUAACCUUUUUCUUGGUAA
Molecule: messenger RNA, 846 nt
Organism: Medicago truncatula (barrel medic)
Lineage: Eukaryota; Viridiplantae; Streptophyta; Magnoliopsida; Fabales; Fabaceae
Product: dormancy-associated protein homolog 3
Exons: 3
Coding region: 90-476 (128 amino acids)
Source: RefSeq, a predicted model, not a curated record